This is a messenger RNA of Aspergillus thermomutatus, 1062 nucleotides long. RefSeq lists its product as uncharacterized. The record is from RefSeq and is a predicted model, not a curated record. The coding region runs from base 1 to 1062 and encodes 353 amino acids. The transcript has a single exon. Lineage: Eukaryota; Fungi; Ascomycota; Eurotiomycetes; Eurotiales; Aspergillaceae.
AUGACCUUCCAGAACGACCAUUAUCCCCUCUUACCAAACGACACUUUACAACAAAUCCCUCUCGAGGAUAUGGCAUUCCCCGAAGAUCACAACUCAACCUACUACAUCUACCGCGAGCGAAACGACCACAUGCUCAUCACCACGACCCAACAACCAAAAACAGAAAAGGAGCGCCGCAAGAAGCAAAAAGAAGACCCUUCCAGCGUCCAAGACCCAAAUGGCUACUUCGUCCACAGACCUUACCUCAGCUUCGCCCACCCGCCCCGGACCCUUCGCUACGGGGGCUCAAAGGACGGACGGACUAUAUGUCUCAUCCGCAGUUACAGUUUCUGGCGUCGGUGGCAACUGCAAUUUGGCACGGAGCUCGGGGACGCAAUUGACCCCAGAGGAGUCGUCCAGUGGCAAAGUCGGACCAAUGCCGAUAACAGUGUAAAGGCCGAUGGUGACCUGAAAGGGUAUCGGGUCCGCAGUUGGCGACUAUGGGGCGAGUCCGGCAAGCAGUAUCAUCGCGAGGUCAACACAAAGCGGAAGCAGGGGCUGUUUGCCGAAGAUGACGCCACCGACCAUCGACCUCUGAGAGCUACGGAGGCAGUUCAGUUGACCUGGAGGGCGCCGUUCUCGAAACGGACGAGAGAAUAUGCAUUCCGCUACGAAGGGGUUGAUUUCGUGUGGAAAGGCACCAAGGACUUGCCAGGGGAUAGCAAAUUGGCAAGGCGGUUGAUGCCGGUCCAUCAUCUGAAAUUGGUGGCGAUCAUGCCGUGCAAGGUGGCCGAUGAGGCUGAGGAGGUGGCUGUGGCGUGUUUUGUGUGCAGUGCUGAGGAAGACGAGUACGGGACUCUCGUCAUUCAGGACUCGAAACUGUGCAAAAUGCUUGGGAUCAGUGAGAUGCCGCAAGAUAUGGCAUUGGCUCGCGCCGAGGACCUGAGUCCGGCAAGAGUCCAUGAUACGAUUAUGGCCACUGCUGUGUGCAUGAUCAUAGGCGAGUGGCAGAAGCGCAAGACAGCAGUCAGCUUGGUCUUUGCACUGCUUUUCGCCGGGGCGACGAGUGGGGCGAAUAAAUAG